Messenger RNA from Drosophila santomea, 852 nucleotides. RefSeq names its product translocator protein. The record is from RefSeq and is a predicted model, not a curated record. Bases 81 to 638 code for a protein of 185 amino acids. Gene Ontology annotation, cellular component: mitochondrial outer membrane. Lineage: Eukaryota; Metazoa; Arthropoda; Insecta; Diptera; Drosophilidae. The transcript has 2 exons.
AAUGAAAUCACCGGCAAACAAAACAGUGAAACCAGAAGGUUCGCCACUACUGCGCCUCAUUUGCAGUGCGAACUCCAAAAAUGGCUGAUCGUCCGUGUGCUGGAAACAUUCUCCGUAUCGCCGGGGCCGUAAUCCUGCCCAAUCUGGGCGGAAUUUACAACGGGCGUCUGACCAGGCAGCACCUCCAGACCUGGUACGCAAACCUGAAGUUCCCGUCCUUUAAGCCGCCCAACGCCGUGUUUGCUCCGAUGUGGGUCUCCCUGUACGCCGGAAUGGGCUACGGCUCCUACCUGGUGUGGCGGGAUGGCGGAGGAUUCGCUGGCGAGGCGGCCAAACUGCCCCUGAUCGCGUACGGCACCCAGUUGGCCUUGAACUGGGCGUGGACUCCCAUCUUCUUCGGGCAGCACAACAUCAAGGGCGGCCUUAUUGACAUAGUCGCGCUGACGGCAGCCGCGUCCGCCUGCGGUGUAUUAUUCUACCGUGUGAACAAGACCGCUGGAUUGCUCUUCGUACCCUACGUAGCCUGGCUGGGAUUCGCGACUGCUCUGAAUUACGCCAUCUGGAAACUGAACCCGGAGAAGGAGGAGGCGCCCAAGGAUGAGGAGAAGCCCUCGAGCAGCCACGCUAAGUCUAGUUAGGCCCAGGAUGGGCGUAAAUCAAGUAGUUUUGGAUUUUGGUCGCGCAAUUUGCAGAGCUUUACGUCCUAUCGAAGCAGGGCUGGGCUAGUUGAAAAAGAUAUCGAUAAGCAGGGCCUUAGUGGCGGUAAAUUCAAAGUAUAAAAUGUUGUCGCACGUUCAAAAAUUCGCUAUCAUUUGUUAUUAUAUGUUAAAAUAAACAAUCGUAUUAUUCAAA